Messenger RNA from Echinococcus granulosus, 1440 nucleotides. RefSeq names its product 39S ribosomal protein L4. The coding region runs from base 1 to 1440 and encodes 479 amino acids. The record is from RefSeq and is a predicted model, not a curated record. NCBI's taxonomy places the organism in Eukaryota, Metazoa, Platyhelminthes, Cestoda, Cyclophyllidea, Taeniidae. Gene Ontology annotation, cellular component: ribosome. Gene Ontology annotation, molecular function: structural constituent of ribosome. Gene Ontology annotation, biological process: translation. The transcript has 6 exons.
AUGAUUCUUGCCGCGGGAUGCGCCAGUUGGCAUUUGCAGACUGCCUUAGUGGCCGCGAGUUCCUGCACUUCGCGAUACGUGAGUUCUCUCUUCAGCCGCGGGCGAAGCGACCGAUCUGAUGAUUUACAAGAAAUCGAGCGCACUAUCCGACCCCCCAAGCAGCCUCCUCCGUCUUUGUCGUCCGCAGUAAUGGCUCCACGAACCCUUUCGCCCCCAGUCACCUGCUCGUUUCGCGGCAUGGUACCACGCCAAGUUUGGGUAGAGUCGUUGAACGAGGAGAAGGAGAGAUACCUUGACAUUGUUGAUCUUCAUCCAGACGUUUUCGCAAUAUUCCCGCGGUUAGACCUCGUUCACAAGAAUCUCUACUGGCAGGCUCAUUAUCGCAUUGUUGACUGGCGGUGCAUAACAACUCGAGCAGAACUGCUCCACCGCAGCCGUCGCAAGCCCUGGCCUCAAAAGGGCACAGGUCGUGCGCGUCACGGCAACCGAAGGACGCACAUUUUCGUCGGUGGAGGCCAAUGUAAUGGUCCUCGGGGUCCCGAGUCCUACUUCGCCAUUCUGCCUUACCACGUCCGGCUCAAAGGACUACUCAGCAUGCUCACUACGAAGCAGGCCCAAGGCGACCUUUAUGUCGUGGAGGACUUCGUGCUCUCCUCCGAGCUGGAGUCCGCAGCAGCGAAGGUCUACGAACUCGCCAAUAAUCGUGCCAUGGAUCGUCUGCGAUUGUAUAAUGAAGAAAGCGAUGAUGAUGCCUUAGUACAGCGCCUUCAUCUGAAAGAACGGUUGAAGGAGAAACCAGUCGACGAUCUUGACGUUCUUGCUUCCUCGAUCGCGAGGGAGAAGGAGGAGGAGGAGGAGCUCUUGGAUCUCAUUAAAGGAGGUCGAGCUGCCGAAGCUGCGAGUUUGGGUCUACGUGCGGCGGAGUAUCUACGGCGGGUUGUUGAUGAACGCGGUUGGGGACCUGCUGUGCUCUUCAUCACAGAUGUAGAGAAUUACUUGAACGGAAGUGAAAACCCGACCAGUGGGUUGGCAAUGGCCUUGGCAUGUGCCAGCUAUGCCCACUACGUUGAUGUCGAUGUUGCUCCGGAAUCUGCUGCUAUCCAGGCCCGUUUACGCGAGGGUUCUCAGUACGCCGCACCACGGAGCUUACAUCCCGGUCGCGGACUAACCCUCAUGCCUGUUCAUGGCUUGAACGUCUGGUCAAUGGUCCAUCAUGACAGUCUGGUGUUGACACGGAAGGCGCUGGACAUUCUAGAGGCACGUCUGCUUGCGGCACAGCGUCGUGUUGUCCGCCCAGACUCGACUGCUGAAUGGCGUCCUCCACUGGCUGGCGAUUGGUUGGUGGAACGGAGUCAUGAGGAGGAUGGGGCUCACUGCCCUGAGCGUCAUUUUUCUGGCUUGGUAGGAGAUCCUGAAGAGUUGAGACAGAAAUUGCAGUAG